Kuraishia capsulata CBS 1993 is the source of this 1740-nucleotide messenger RNA. RefSeq lists its product as uncharacterized. The coding region runs from base 1 to 1740 and encodes 579 amino acids. Gene Ontology annotation, molecular function: kinase activity. The transcript has a single exon. Gene Ontology annotation, biological process: ubiquinone biosynthetic process. Gene Ontology annotation, cellular component: extrinsic component of mitochondrial inner membrane. NCBI's taxonomy places the organism in Eukaryota, Fungi, Ascomycota, Pichiomycetes, Pichiales, Pichiaceae. The record is from RefSeq and is a predicted model, not a curated record.
AUGCUGAACCGGCGCAUAUACGAGUUGUUCUCGAUAUCUUCGUCGGCCAUCAAGGUUGCUCGUGAAGCAUCGGGUCUUGUGGCCAAAGAGGUGGAGGAUGCCUUGAAAACCACGAAACUUCUCCAACCUCUGAGGAACGACAAUGCAUUGUGGCAGGAGCUUCGGGCCAAGUCGGAUGAAGCAAAGGGAGUGAAGGAGUUCCAGGGCUCUGAAAUUGUUCCGGACAUUUAUCAGCUUGCUCAUGAGAAGUCUGUGGUAGCGGCAGCAACGGCAGCGAAGCAUCCAUCGAAGUCAAAAAGAUCCAAAUCCGCUAGCAAGACGAUCAAGAAUGAGCGUGGUUUCCAUACUAUGUCACGUAUAAGGAACGAAGACAAUUUCAAGAAGCCCAAAGUUAUUGGGGAGGCGGUCAAGCCAGAGUUUGAAAUGAGCCAAUCAGCUGUUCCAAGCACCCGUAUUGGACGUUUGUUUCACUAUGGUGCUCUGGCUGCAGGAAUUGGUCUUAACAUGGCCGCUGAAGGUGCUAAGAAAUAUGCCACCUCUGGAACUGCACCAGAUAUUGGGUCUUUGAUGUUGUCGCCCGCUAACAUCGAAAGAAUGGCUAAGAAGUUCAGCAGGAUGAGAGGUGCGGCCUUGAAGAUUGGCCAAAUGCUGUCAUUCCAAGACUCCUCGGUCUUGCCCAAAGAAAUCCAGCAGAUUUUGCUUAGGGUGCAAAACAAUGCUCACUAUAUGCCUGCGGGUCAAUUGGAGAAGGUGAUGAAGUUUGAGCUGGGCGAUGACUGGAGGGUUCGUAUGUUCUCAUCUUUUGAAGAUGUUCCGAUAGCUGCGGCGUCGAUUGGCCAAGUCCACGGAGCCAUCACCAAAGAUCUGGAAGAAGUUGUUGUGAAAGUGCAGUAUCCUGGUGUUGCCGAUAGUAUUGAUUCUGAUCUGAAUAAUCUGCUAUUGCUUCUGACGGCUUCUAAACUAUUGCCUCCAGGCCUGUUCCUCGAAAAUAGCGUUGACAAUGCCAGGAUGGAGCUGAAAUGGGAAUGUGAUUACAUCAGAGAAGCUCAGAGCUUGGAUCGCUUCAGGGAGCUUCUGAAAGAUGAUGAAGUAUUCGUGGUUCCCAAGGUUUACCAUGAACUAAGUGGAGAACAUGUUUUGACAAUGCAGAGACUCAAGGGAACAGAGAUCGUGAAAGGCGACUGGUCCCAAGAGAGAAAGGACUGGAUCGCUACCAACAUUAUGCGUUUAUGUCUGAUGGAAAUUGCGCAGUUUAGAUUUAUGCAGUCGGACCCCAAUUGGGCCAACUUCCUCUGCAAUGAGAGCACUAACAAAAUAGAGCUAUUGGACUUCGGUGCUUCGAGAGAAUAUAGCAAAGAGUUUAUUGACAACUAUCUUGGGUGUCUUCGGGCCGCUAUCUUGAAGGAUAGAAAGGGUGCGUACGAUUACUCUCUCAAGCUAGGUUACCUCACGGGUCUUGAAUCUGAGGCCAUGGUAAAGGCCCAUGUUGACUCCAUGUUGGUCUUGGGUGAACCUUUUGCUCCGAAGGAUAACAGCGGUAAUGCCUACAACUUCACACAGCAAACAGUGACGGACAGAGUUCGUGGAAACAUUAGUCUUAUGUUGAACGAAAGAUUGUCUCCUCCUCCAGAAGAGACGUACAGUCUGCAUAGAAAAUUGAGUGGUGCCUACCUGCUGUGUGCCAGAUUGAAUGCCACGGUUCCAUGUCAGAAACUUUUCGAGGAAAUCGUUGGAUUCUAA